Molecule: messenger RNA, 1754 nt
Organism: Molossus molossus (Pallas's mastiff bat)
Lineage: Eukaryota; Metazoa; Chordata; Mammalia; Chiroptera; Molossidae
Gene: RBMX2
Product: RNA binding motif protein X-linked 2
Exons: 6
Coding region: 102-1085 (327 amino acids)
Biological process (GO): mRNA splicing, via spliceosome
Cellular component (GO): catalytic step 2 spliceosome; U2 snRNP; precatalytic spliceosome
Molecular function (GO): RNA binding
Source: RefSeq, a predicted model, not a curated record
AGCUCCGCAGAGGCCAAUGGGUGCACGCCGCAAGAGCCGCGCAUGCGCCCUGCAACCUAGCCCGGUAGUGGAUUUCUGGCGCUGAGAACGAAACCACCGAGAUGAACCCUUUAACUAAAGUGAAGCUAAUCAAUGAGCUGAAUGAGCGUGAGGUCCAGCUUGGGGUGUCGGAUGAGGUGUCCUGGCACUCCGAGUACAAAGACAGCGCCUGGAUCUUCCUGGGAGGACUUCCUUAUGAACUGACUGAAGGGGACAUCAUCUGUGUGUUCUCACAAUAUGGGGAGAUUGUUAACAUUAAUCUGGUGCGGGAUAAGAAGACUGGGAAAUCCAAAGGAUUCUGUUUCCUCUGCUAUGAAGACCAGAGGAGCACAAUUCUGGCUGUUGACAAUUUUAAUGGGAUCAAGAUCAAAGGAAGAACUAUCCGAGUGGAUCAUGUGUCUAACUAUCGGUCUCCUAAGGACUCAGAAGAAAUGGAUAUUGUGACCAGAGAGCUCCAGGAUAAGGGCUGUGGGUCUCAAACCCCCUCACUGAAUUCAUCUGAGGGCUCUGAAGAUGAUAAAUCCACCAAAAAGCACAAAAAAGACAAAAAGGAAAAAAGGAAAAGAAAGAAAGACAAAGAGAAGACUGCUCGGGAGGUACUUCCAGAGCAGCCAGCCUCCUCUUCAACUCCCAGAAGCAAGAUGAUAAAGGAAAAGGAUGACCCUGGCUUUAAAAAGCACAGCAGCAAGGACUCAGAGAGGAGUCAGAAGCCAGAGUCCAGGGAGGUGUGGAAGCACCACCCCAGCUCCCCUCAGGUCAAGACAACCUGCCAUGGGGGAGCAGAGGACCGGGAGAGGGAGCUGAAGAAGGAGAAGCCCAAGCACGAGCACAGGUCCUCAAGCAGGAGGGAAGAAAGAGAAGAAAAAAACAGGGAUAGGGACAGAGGUCGAAGCUCAGACAUACAUUCUGGCUGGCAUGAGGGGCGUUCUGAGGGACAUAGCCAUAGAAGUAGAAGUAGGAGCCGAGAUAAAUCCCACAGGCCUAAAAAGGCCCAGCACUCUCGAGACCUGGACUCCUCGAAUCCCAAUGAUCGCAGGCAUCACUGAAGCUGCAGCCUGGGCAGCUGCUUGGUAGAAUUGGAAAUUAACUACAUUUUAAAAAUGCAGUUAUGCUUUUACUAUUUCUGUAUGUAAAAUCUCUGAGGCUGCAUUCUUUAAUCCCUUGAGUAUUGAGUUAUCGAGAGAGCAGUAGUUUCAACAGCUAAAUGUCCUAGAGUUUUGAGCAAAAUCUAUUGUCCCUGGGAACAUGCUUGGUAUUUAUCAGAGUACAUAACCCUAAAAUUGGGUUCAUAAGUAUGGCCCUUGACUUUAUGACUUCAAUUAAUGAUGAAAUGUCCAGGAAAGGGGAAGUACCAUGUAUUUCUAGAAUUCUAGUCUUUGUGAUAGGUGUUUAGAACUCUUGCAGUGACCUUUCCAGUUGGCAGGUAGACCCAUAGAAUAGAGAAGUGUGGCUUAACUAGGUUUAGACAGCUUGAUGUGAAUGUGAUAAUAAUGAAGUGAAAUUCACAUAACAUAAAGGUAACCAUUUUAAAGGAAACAAUUCAGUGGCAUGUAGUACAUUCACAGUAUUGUAAAGCCACCACCCCCAUCUAGUUCAAAAACAUUUUUAUCACCCCACCAUGAAAUCCUAUACUCAUUAAGCAGUUAUUUCCCAUUUCUUCCUCCUUGUCCCUGGCAACCACCAAUUUGCUUUCAAUUUCUAUGGAUUUACCUAUU